UAAGAAAUAUGUUAAACAAUGUACUUGGAAGAAUUGAAUAUGAAGAAAUUCAUGAUAUAGACGAAUUUAGAAUAUGUUUGCGACAAGAAGCUGCAAAAUGGGCAUGUUUUCUCGGUGAAAUCAAUUGUAUGAAAAAGCCAACAAUAAAUUAAAACAUCAUCUCCAAGAUCCUAUAAAACACAGGCUUUUGCCAUGGUGGACGGCAUGGACAUAUUGUAGAGGUUUGAUGACAACUACGAGAAAUGAAACCACUUUUAGAUCAGUGUAUAUCAUAGGAUUGAUAAAAACUGACUUGAAAUUUUCAGAAUACUUAGCUUGCAUUAACGAUACUAAUUUAAUCAAGGACUAUUUUAAUUUUAAACAGUACAACAACUAUACAAAACAGGAAGAUCAAUUUCUCGCUAACACUUUCUUACAUUUUAUUACGAAGCAUGCAAAGAAUCCAAUUAUACUGACGUAUUUAUUAGAUAAUUUUAACGAAAUAAAACCAAAACAUGUUAAUAUAAUUGCAGCAUUAAUUAUUAUGAUUAAUAACGUAUAUACCAAAAAUGUAGCUAAGUCAAUAAAGAGACACUCUGAAAGUAUUGUAGAAGCUAACGUAAUUGAAGCGAACACAGAAGAUCAAUUUAAAAGACAUCGAAUAAAAGAAAUGAGUGACCGUGUGAUACAUAAGAAUGAAUUAAUUAAACGAAUAACAAACCAGGUUGAUAUACGCAAUGGACAAAUCGAGAAGCAGAGACAGGAUUCUGCAAGUAUUUUCUUCUAAUCGGUGGAUGAAAAAAAAUUGCAGUUUUUUUAUACGAGGACGUACUUUAUAUGAAUAAUUUUUUUAUAUUGCAUGUACUAUUUUUAUACUGCUUUAAAUAUUGUUUAUUUAGAUGUAUUACUAUCCGAUGCCUUUAUAUUUACAAAACUAUAAGACUGCAUUUAUCAAGAUUUUCAUUUUUUUGCGAUCUUGUUUGAAGUAGUUAAACUAUAUAUUAUUACCUGCUUAGUAACAGAAUUGUAGCCAUA
Nylanderia fulva is the source of this 1014-nucleotide messenger RNA. Lineage: Eukaryota; Metazoa; Arthropoda; Insecta; Hymenoptera; Formicidae. The record is from RefSeq and is a predicted model, not a curated record.